UAGUGAGAUUUUAGAGAGAUUUUGCCUUUCAGAGAGAUUUCUUGUGCUUUCUUUGAAUACCCCUUGCUGCGUAGAGGAAAGUGCUUUUAAGCAUAUUCUCUACUGCAAGCAUGGUGUCUGUAUCCAAGAAAAGACGAAGAGAAGAAGAGAAGACUACAGAUGAAGAAAUGGUGACGAAGAAGAUCAAACUUGAGGAUAACAUCAGUAUUGCUGCCAAUGACCAUCAUGUGAAUAUAGAAAGCAGCAGAAAGAGAUCAAGGAGCAGUGAUGACAGUACCACUGUAGAAGAAGGAAACAGCCAGAAGCGACGGCGUAUUGAAGCUGAAAGUUUGCCGGAACACAUGCUAACCAACUAUAAGUUCCACUGGGGUCUCGGCCGAGGCUCAUUUGGCAAAGUGUUUUUGGCUUCUAUACAAAUGAAAAAAGAACGUGUGGCUGUAAAAGUUAUCAGGAAGACACCCAAGGAAGAGCAGAAGGAUAUGAUCCAGAAGGAGGCCAGAAUCCUGAAGGUUACUUCCGGCAGUCCAUUCUUGUGCCAUGGCUAUGCAGCCUUCCAAACCAACCAAUACGCCUUCCUCAUCAUGGAGUAUGCAGGGGGAGGCAGCCUCAGUAAUCUUCUGUCCAUCAAGCAUCAUCUGAAAAAAAGACACAUCAUCUUUUACUCAGCAGAACUGAUUUGUGGACUUCAGUAUCUCCAUUCUCUAGGCAUCAUCCAUCGUGACCUAAAGCCUGGAAACAUCCUGCUUACCUGUGAAGGACACAUGAAGAUUGCUGAUUUUGGAGUUGCAGCUGAAGGAGUUUUUGAUGACAAUACCAUCGGUGAAAAAACAGGAACAAGCUGGUACAUGGCCCCAGAGAUGCUAGCUAAUAAGAAGUACAAUGCAGCAAUAGACUGGUGGUCAUUUGGGAUAAUACUCAGCGAAAUGGCCACUGGAAGAUCCCCUUUUGAGGACGACAGCUACAAACAUGAUGUGAGAAGUUCCAUCCUCACUGAGAAGCCGGUGUUUCCUGAAUGGAUGAGUGCAACAUUGCAAGAUCUCCUUCAGAAGCUUCUCAAAAAAAGACCACACAAACGUCUUGGAGUGAAUGGAAAUAUAAGGGAACAUCCACUUUAUAAGAACAUCAAUUGGGAGGAUGUUGAACGUCAAAGGAUUCCACCACCAAUCCGACUGGAAGAUAAUCACCCUGAAUCUACAGCUGCAAACCUGCCAUUCCUCAAAUGCAACAACACUAAAGAUUCAGAUGACACCAUCCUCAAAUGCUUUACAUAUCUGAAUCCCAGCUGGUAGGAGUGAGUAAGUCUGUGAUGUCUUGGCUUAGCUAUUAACAUCCUAUGCCAACUUUGUAUCUACUCAUUCCUAUACCUGCUGACUUGGUACCUGUAAGUCAUCCAUUGGUAUAACUAGCUGCACAUACAGCUCACUUUCCAUCAUUAUCACCACCAGCAACACUAUUUGUUUAUUGAAUAAUCUGCUAUUUCUGCUGAUAUUCUAAGGUUUUGUGCAGUUGUCCCCCCCCCCACUUCUGAUGAGGGGUCAUGUCCUUGGUAAGCCUAUGGGAUCUGGGGCAAUUUUAAGUGAUUUGCAUAAGAAUCCUAAAACAUCAUCUAAAUAGGAUGGAUCAAGUUCCUGCCCCUCUUUCCCCUAACCUGAUCACAAAUGAGGAGGUAGGGAAAGGGAGUCAAAACCCCAUCACAGUUAG
Messenger RNA from Xenopus laevis (African clawed frog), 1701 nucleotides. RefSeq names its product protein kinase C delta type. The record is from RefSeq and is a predicted model, not a curated record. Lineage: Eukaryota; Metazoa; Chordata; Amphibia; Anura; Pipidae. The coding region runs from base 111 to 1289 and encodes 392 amino acids. The transcript is spliced from 9 exons.